This is a messenger RNA of Aspergillus terreus NIH2624, 1914 nucleotides long. RefSeq names its product serine/threonine-protein kinase. Gene Ontology annotation, biological process: protein phosphorylation. Gene Ontology annotation, molecular function: ATP binding; protein serine/threonine kinase activity. Lineage: Eukaryota; Fungi; Ascomycota; Eurotiomycetes; Eurotiales; Aspergillaceae. The transcript is spliced from 5 exons. The record is from RefSeq and is a predicted model, not a curated record. Bases 1 to 1914 code for a protein of 637 amino acids.
AUGUCGUGGAAACUCACCAAAAAAUUGAAGGAAACCCACCUGGCUCCUUUAACCCAGACCUUCACGCGGUCAUCAUCCACGUCUACCAUUAAGGGCGAUCCCAGUGAAGAGACGACCCCAGUGACCUCCCAGUCCCCAAGCGUCUCGACAGCCAGCACCAAUGGAAUCAGCGCUUCCGAAUCGCUUGUCUCGCCUCCGGUAGCCCCUGUCAAACCGGGGAUCCUGAUCGUCACUCUUCACGAAGGUCGAGGGUUCGCUCUUUCGCCGCACUACCAGCAGAUCUUCAACUCGCAUUUCCAGAACAACAACUCCUAUGCGAUGCGCCCCAGUUCCUCAUCUUCUCACACCACGCACAGUCAAGCAGCCUCAUUCGUCCAUCAUGGCCGUCCACAGUCGACUAGCGGAGGAAUCAACGCCGCCCCCACCAUCCAUGGUCGGUAUUCUACCAAGUACCUCCCAUAUGCCCUUCUGGAUUUCGAAAAGAACCAGGUCUUCGUCGACGCCGUUUCGGGAUCACCCGAAAACCCUCUCUGGGCCGGUGACAACACCGCUUUCAAGUUCGAUGUGUCCCGAAAGACCGAACUGAACGUCCAGUUGUACCUCCGCAACCCCGCCGCACGGCCCGCCGCCGGUCGGAGUGAGGAUAUCUUCCUCGGCGCGGUCAAGGUCCACCCCCGAUUUGAGGAAGCACAACCAUAUGUUGAUGACCCGAAGUUGAGCAAAAAGGACAACCAGAAGGCGGCUGCGGCGCAUGCCGCCCAGGAACGCCAUCUCGGCCAACUGGGUGCCGAAUGGCUGGACCUGCAGUUCGGCACGGGUUCCAUUAAGAUCGGCGUCUCCUUUGUGGAGAACAAACAGCGCAGUCUCAAGCUCGAGGAUUUCGAUUUGCUGAAGGUCGUGGGUAAGGGUAGCUUCGGCAAGGUCAUGCAGGUCAUGAAGAAAGAUACUGGCCGAAUUUACGCUCUCAAAACCAUUCGCAAGGCUCACAUCAUCUCGCGGUCCGAAGUCACUCACACCCUCGCCGAGAGAUCUGUGCUCGCCCAAAUCAACAAUCCCUUCAUCGUCCCCCUGAAGUUCUCCUUCCAGUCCCCAGAGAAGCUCUACCUAGUCCUCGCUUUCGUGAACGGCGGCGAGUUGUUCCACCAUCUCCAGCGGGAACAGCGUUUCGACAUCAACCGGGCUCGUUUCUACACAGCAGAGCUGCUUUGUGCGCUCGAGUGUUUGCACGGAUUCAAGGUCAUCUAUCGUGACCUGAAGCCUGAGAACAUCCUUCUUGAUUACACGGGACACAUUGCCCUGUGCGACUUCGGACUGUGCAAGCUGGAUAUGAAAGAUGAGGACCGCACGAACACCUUCUGUGGUACUCCUGAGUAUCUAGCCCCCGAACUUCUUCUAGGCAAUGGUUACACGAAGAGCGUCGACUGGUGGACGCUGGGUGUCCUCCUUUACGAGAUGUUGACGGGUCUGCCUCCCUUCUACGAUGAGAACACCAAUGAUAUGUACCGGAAGAUCCUGCAGGAGCCGUUGAUGUUCCCCAGCGAUGACAUCGUUCCUCCGGCCGCUCGAGAUCUUCUGUCGAGGCUGCUUGACCGUGAUCCGCAACGCCGUCUGGGCGCCAACGGUGCUGCCGAAAUCAAAUCACACCAUUUCUUCGCCAACAUCGACUGGCGCAAGCUACUCCAACGGAAGUAUGAACCAAGCUUCCGACCCAAUGUGCUGGACGCCCGUGAUACGGCCAACUUUGACCGAGAAUUCACCCAAGAAGCUCCCCAGGAUUCGUAUGUCGAUGGACCUGUCUUGUCUCAGACUAUGCAGCAACAAUUCGAGGGCUGGUCCUACAACCGACCGGUCGCCGGUCUUGGAGAUGCUGGCGGUAGCGUCAAAGACCCAUCUUUUGGCAGCAUUCCCGAGUGA